AGCAACAGUAUUGUUUACCCUAGCAACGGGCUGCUCUUGUCGUUUUUUUUUACUGGUGAAGAACAAGAACUCGGAUAGCUAGCAUACCCCCGAUUUUGGAAGUUUUAACGUUUUGGAAAAGUGUUGAUAAACAACCUAAACUUAACCACGAUACUGGUGCGUAUUGGGUGUUAGCAAUCUGUUUUCACCACAGGACCGUUUUUUGUUGUUGAGUUGUUAGGAACGCAAGAAAAAUGUCAGAGGGAGCACUGAACAACCAACGGGAGCACACGGCGAUCUGCUUCAAGGCCUUCAUGCUCAAGAAUAGUACAAAAAGCAAUCUCAACCUCUAUGACCAUCUUUCACGAUUACUGACCAAGGUGAUGGAUGAGCGUCCAGAAAAUGUGGUUGACAUAAUUGAAGACAUGAGCCGUGAGGUGAAGCAGGAAUUGCUGCAGGACAAGCAGAGCACCUUGAGAGACAUGCCACUGGCAACGGCUGCACAGCUCCUGGCUGAGCAGCAGAGGUUACUGUUUUCACGCAGAGGGGGUGAUGAUGGAGAACAAGAGGAGGAACUGGUAGAAACACCGCUCCCCAAUGUGAGUGAGCUUGGCUUCUUCCUGGAGCAGGCUGGAGUGGGACUGGGUAGAGAGGAGAUGCUGAGGGUCUUCCUGGCACUCAAGCAGCUGGUGGAUUCCCAACCGCUAGUGCGCUGCCGACUUUGGGGCAAAAUCCUGGGCACAGAGGGCAACUAUCUUGUUGCUGAGUGCGAGUACAGAGAGGGGGAAGAGGAGGAAGAGGGUAAUGAGGAAACAGUGGAAGAUGAGGAAAGAGAUGGAGAACCUCGGGAUGAUGAUGAGGAAGCUGAUGUGGUGGAAGUGAUUGAUACGCUCCCAAGAUCCACCUUCAAGCCCCCGCCUGUGGUGCCAAAGGAGGAGAAUCGCACAGGUGUGAACAAGUUUACUUACUUUGUGUGCAGAGAGCCUGGCCUUCCCUGGGUGAAGCUGCCCACUGUCACUCCCACCCAGAUCACAGCCGCACGCCACAUCCGCAAAUUCUUCACAGGGAGACUGGAUGCCCCCAUCAUCAGCUAUCCUCCUUUUCCUGGCAAUGAGGCCAACUAUUUGCGAGCCCAAAUUGCUCGCAUCUCUGCCGGCACACAGGUCAGUCCCCUCGGAUUCUAUCAGUUUGCAGAGGAGGAAGGUGAGGAGGAAGAGGAGGGAGCCCGAGACAGCUUUGAAGAGAAUUCUGACUUUGAGGGAAUUCCUGUUCCUGAAAUGGCAGAAUCUCUAUCCACCUGGGUGCAUCAUGUCCAGCACAUCCUUCAACAGGGUCGCUGUGUGUGGGUGAACCUGGCUGACAAGCCUGAGGAUGACUUUGAGGAGGAAGCAGAUGAAGAGGAGAAGGAGGAGGAGCCUGAUGAGCCUGAUCCAGAGGUGGGGCCUCCCCUCCUCACUCCACUCUCUGAGGAUGCAGAGACUACCAACACCCCUCCCUGGAGCUCCAAGAUGUCCUCCACCCUCAUCCCUCAGUUUGCUAUUGCAGUGCUGCGCUCAAACCUCUGGCCAGGGGCUUAUACUUAUGCCAGUGGAAAGAAGUUUGAGAACAUCUACAUUGGCUGGGGCCUGAAAUUUGCAGGGGAAGGGUACAUCCCAACUGUUCCAACAAUGCCCCAGAGAGAAUACCCCAGUGGGCCAGAGAUCACAGAGUCCCUGGACCCCAGUCUGGAAGAAGAGCAGGCCCUGAAAGCAACCCUGGAGGAGCAGAGGGCUGCCCAAGAAGAGACAGAGGGCCUGGGUGAAGACGAAGAGGAGGAGGAAGAAGAGGAUGUUUAAAGAUUACUUUGUAGUUAACAAACACUACAUUACAAAAUAGGCAACAUUUACUGUUGACUAAAGCCCUAGGGCUCCAUUCAAUCCACGUCGCAAAUUUCAGCUUUACAGCGUGAUAGACAUUUAAAAGCAAUGUUCCGGCUUUAGCUGAGACUGCAUUCAUAGCAAAUGCCGCAUCUGUCGGCUCAAAAUUACCUUUACAUUUCUACUGCGGAAUCUGUAACGCUUCAGCGAUAGAUUAAAUAGAGCCCUUAAUUUAUUAAGAACAAAUAAAACAAUUCGUACAGCAAUGUCCACUGAGAGAA
Molecule: messenger RNA, 2116 nt
Organism: Salmo salar (Atlantic salmon)
Lineage: Eukaryota; Metazoa; Chordata; Actinopteri; Salmoniformes; Salmonidae
Product: radial spoke head protein 4 homolog A
Biological process (GO): cilium assembly; axoneme assembly; cilium movement involved in cell motility
Cellular component (GO): radial spoke; axoneme
Source: RefSeq, a predicted model, not a curated record